Molecule: messenger RNA, 6635 nt
Organism: Cyclopterus lumpus (lumpfish)
Lineage: Eukaryota; Metazoa; Chordata; Actinopteri; Perciformes; Cyclopteridae
Product: ATP-binding cassette sub-family D member 2-like
Exons: 10
Coding region: 313-2511 (732 amino acids)
Biological process (GO): peroxisome organization; very long-chain fatty acid catabolic process; long-chain fatty acid import into peroxisome
Cellular component (GO): peroxisomal membrane
Molecular function (GO): ATP binding; ABC-type transporter activity; ATP hydrolysis activity
Source: RefSeq, a predicted model, not a curated record
CCGGAAGUUAGGCGAAAUAACGUAUCAAAAUAAACCCCCACGUCAAAUGGCGCGGCCCACGUAUCCUCCUACGGUGGGGAAAGUUGACCUUGAGUUUUAUUUUGACAUUUACAAACCGGAAGUACACGGAGUGUCGUCUGUCUAUUGACACUGGUACAGAAAAGAACAGGAUGUAGCGGUACAUGUUUCGGACUCGCUUCAUACCAAUCCAACCACCACAAGUCCGUCUCUCUUUAUAUGUCGACGCGGUGAGUCGGGUUUGGGGGAUGGGUAGCGCGAGGAUCGCCAGCAGAGACGACUAACGUUUAAACAAUGUCCAACAUCCUCGAUGCGGUGUCCAAAGUAAAAUGGGACCGCACGGCUGCGGCGAAGCGAGCCGUGUUUCUCGCGGCGGCUGCUUACGGCGUCAAAACACUGUACCCCAUCAUCCGCAGGCAGCUCGGCAACAACAAAGACCCCGGGAGUAAUCGCCGGGUUUCAAAGCCGGAGAACGGCUCCACCUGUUUGGCAAAGACGCAGCACAAGAAAGCAUCCCCCGGGGUAAAUGCGGAAUUUUUCAAGCAGAUCUUCGAACUUGGUAAAAUCCUCUUCCCAAAUCUCGUGUCCAAGGAGCUGGGUUUGCUCUGCGUGCAUUCGGUGGCGCUCAUAUCGCGGACGUUUCUGUCUAUUUACGUGGCCAGUUUGGACGGGAAGAUUGUCAAAACGAUAGUGGAGAAGGAACCCAAGAGCUUCAUCUUCCAGCUGAUGAAAUGGCUCCUCAUCGCCAUCCCGGCCACGUUCGUCAACAGCGUCAUCCGGUACCUGGAGUGCAAGCUGGCUCUGGCCUUCCGCACCCGGCUGGUGGACCAUGCCUACCGGACCUACUUCACCGAUCAGACCUACUACAAAGUCAGCAACAUGGACGGGAGGCUCGCCAACCCGGACCAGUCUCUCACGGAGGACGUGAUGAUGUUCUCCCAGUCGGUGGCCCAUCUCUACUCGAACCUCACCAAGCCGAUACUGGACGUGUUGCUCACCUCCUACACGCUGAUACGGACCGCCAGGUCCAGGGGGGCCAACGCCAGCGGGCCCACCUUGCUGGCGGGGCUUGUGGUCUUCAUCACGGCCAAGGUCCUGCGUGCCUGCUCUCCCAAGUUCGGCAAGCUGGUGGCCGAGGAGGCUCACAGGAAGGGCUACCUGCGCUAUGUUCACUCCAGGAUCAUUGCGAAUGCGGAGGAGAUCGCUUUCUACAGGGGACACAAGGUGGAGAUGCGUCAGCUGCAGAAGUGCUACCGGGCCCUGACUGACCAGAUGCACCUGAUCCUGUCCAAGCGUCUCUGGUACAUCAUGGUCGAGCAGUUCCUCAUGAAGUACGUGUGGAGCGCCUGCGGGCUCGUCAUGGUGGCCGUGCCGAUCAUCACAGCGACCGGCUUCGCCGACAACAAAACAGCAGACGGGCAAACGCAUGUGAUGGUGAGCGAGAGGACGGAGGCUUUCACCACCGCCCGCAACCUCUUGGCCUCGGGCGCUGACGCCAUCGAGAGGAUCAUGUCCUCCUACAAAGAGGCGACAGAGCUGGCAGGCUACACCGCACGGGUCCACAACAUGUUUUUGGUCUUUGAGGAGGUCCAGAGGGGCAUUUACAAGCGCUCCACUUUGUCGGCCACGACCGGAGCAAAGAAGAAGAGCAAGCCGGAGAUGCACAUAGAUGGACCACUGGAGAUAAAGGGUGAAGUGAUCGACGUGGACAAUGGCAUCGUGUGCGAGAAUGUCCCAAUUAUUACGCCGAACGGGGACGUUGUAGUGUCCUGUCUGAACGUUAAGGUGGAAGAGGGCAUGCACCUGUUGAUCACGGGGCCUAACGGCUGUGGGAAAAGCUCUCUGUUCAGGAUCCUCAGCGGCUUGUGGCCGGUCUACGGCGGCCGCCUCUACAAACCCUCUCCCCAACAUUUGUUCUACAUCCCUCAGAGGCCAUACAUGUCCAUGGGUUCACUGCGGGACCAGGUGAUCUACCCGGACUCGGAGGAGGACAUGGCUUUCAAAGGCGUCAGUGACAAGGACCUGGACACCAUCUUGGACAUUGUCAACCUCCACCACAUUGUCACCAGAGAAGGAGGCUGGGAUGCUGAGCUGGACUGGAAGGACGUGCUGUCAGGAGGCGAGAAGCAGAGGAUGGGCAUGGCGCGCAUGUUCUACCACAAGCCUAAAUAUGCGCUGUUGGAUGAAUGCACCAGCGCCGUGAGCAUCGAUGUGGAGGGGAAGAUCUUCCAGGCUGCGAAGGACGCCGGCAUCUCUCUGCUCUCCAUCACACACAGACCCUCCCUGUGGAAGUACCACACACACCUGCUGCAGUUCGACGGGGAGGGAGGCUGGCGCUUCGAGCAGCUGGACACGGCGACGCGUCUCUCCCUCACCGAGGAGAAGCAGCGGCUGGAGACUCAGCUGGCCGGCAUUCCCGAGAUGCAGCAUCGCCUCAACGAGCUCUGCAAGAUCCUGGGGGACGACUCUGUCCUCAAAACAGCCGAGGAGUGAGAGGAAGAGGAAGGGAGGGGGGCAGGGGGGCAAGAAGAGGCCCUGAGGGGAAAAGAAUCAAUGGGUGGGUGAGGGGAGGGGGGGGGGGGGGACAAAGAGGCAAUGAAAGAAUAAGAAAUCCGUCGGGGGUUUGUUGGUUUUAUCUUCAGGCUCAGUUUUUCUUUAGCUUGUUUAUAUUUUCUAUCUCGCUCUGAGCCCCUCCUGUUAAAGCGAGGGAGGCUCUUAACGCCGGUCUUUUUUUUUUCGCUCUCCCUCUUCCUUUUUAAUCCCUCCUUUGCUCUCCUCCAACCCGAGAGGUGGCGGGGGGAGAGUGGAGUGGAUUCACAAGUAUUAUCCCCCUCUUCUUGCACACAGGCGGGCAUACACUCAGCUGUAGCUUUUUAGAAGUUUGGUUUUUAGCGCACGUCCUUUUCAGGAUCAAACCGGAUAAAAAAAAAAAGAAAAAAAAAGUGAUAAUUUAUUUGUUUGUUUGUUUGAUAGCACUUUAAUCUGCUUUUAGAGGGCUGUUUCUGUUUGUUGUGGUAGCUCACAGUCAAAUGAGGUGAUAGCUGCAUUUUAGCUGGAAGACUUUUAAUGUAGAAACUCUUAAUUAUGUCCGCAGCAGUAUUCCACACCCAGUGUACUGGGUAGUGCAGGAUCCACAUUUUGUCAUAAUUUAGCAGUUGAUUUUAGUUUUUACUCAACUUAAUGUUUACCUCUUGCUUUUUGAGAGGUCAAACGAGAUUUUUUUUUUCAUGAUGUCACAGUAUGCCUUUGUUUGAUUUUAGUGUGUCCAGUCGCAGUGCAAUCCCUCUCCUUUUACCUCAUCUGAGGCCUUGUUGGGACCCUUGAGCCACAGAUGUGGGCUCAGUUGCACCGGGAGGGGGGGUCUAUUCUCAGAGCGAUCAUGAUUCCAGUACUAUGGAUUUCUGGUUUAUUAAACAAACACAGUCAGCUCCAGAGGCCCUCUUCAAAAGAAGAGGAGCGAAGAGCAAGCCGACCCCGGUAGUCCGGUCUAUAAAUAGCCCCACAUAUACUGUUCAUGGACGGUCAGGUAGCCAUUCAGACUACGUAACGCGUGCAGGCAUCAUCCACCUGUUGAAGCCCCCCAGACCCCACCCCACCCCCUCCCGUGUUGACACAAAACACCCUUGUGUGUCUGCUGUGUGUGCCAGAUGCAUGCUGGGACUCUGCUUUGUCAGCAGUGCUCUGCGGGUCCUUUUGAGCCUGCCACGGGACAAUGGGCCGACACGUUAUGCUAAUUUUACUCGAAGGACACAAUUUGAGGACGCUGUGAGAAAUAUUUUGAUCAACAUUUUGGAUUAUCUUUAAAUAUCACGUGGUGUGUUUUAAGUGCACUGAUAACGACUCCACAAAUGUAUGAGGUCUUACUGGGCUCGACCUAAUUAGUGUAUUCCCACUAAUAUUCAGUAGUAGUACAGUUAGAAGUCAGGCAGGUGGGGAUUUACUUUUUGGCUCAAGGACACAGCAGGUUGGUAACCUCGUGGCUAAUGGCGGCCUUCAUCUUGGUACGCACAGGAACGAAAUUGGUUCCAUUGUUAGCUUUUUCCUCAUUCAGCCUACGAGUUUGUUACCAGCAACUCACCUGAAGUUGUAAUACUGUGAAAUCUGCAAUUUGUUAUAUGAGCAUAAUUGUUGUUCUUAUUGACAACAACAACAACAAACAAGUGCUGAAGCUGUGUGUUCUCAUGUGGUGGUUCUUAAGCUGUGGUUGUGGCUGCUUUCACAGUGUGUUCCUUUCGUGGUUCAGACCUGUGUCCUGCUUAAAGAGUGAGGAAAAGUACAGUUAGGCAGUUUUGCCACCCAGAUUGUACUGAGGGAAACUGAUGGGGAUUAUGGUUUAUGGAGUUUUUUUGAGGUUCCAUGCAUUGAAUUAGGCCUAAAGAAACACAUUUUAGAAGCAAAAUAGCAUUUCUCUCUUCUACGCACCCUCUUUUAGUACAUUACUGAGCCAAUGUAAUGCGUGGAAGCACUUUUGGAACAUUAUUAUGGUUAAAUCUGAAUGUAUUUGCACAACACACAUGACUCAAAGUCAUCUCACUUUUUGGAAACGCCACUAUUUUGUUAUUAUGCCUCUGUUUGGUUAGCACGCCGCCAUGACCGUGUUGACAGAGAACGGACAAUCAAUGGCAGCAGAAUGCAAACGAGUGCACCGCUGUGUUUUCAAACCACAGGUUUGGCUCCUUUAUUGUUUGCAGAGAAAUGAGUACCGGUUUUAGGUAAAUGCACCUGCGUCAACUGCUUUGCUAUGGCACUCAUAAUGUAAAUAGUUGAGUAUGUCUCCCUCAGGCCUUUUGAUAGUCUGAACUGGGGCUGCAUCCAAAGUGCAACCUCUUUGCUCCAUUGAGACUUUUUGCCACCUCCCCUUUUGGCUUUUUGUGAGCAGUCCAUUUGGAUGCAGCCCUGCUCUGCUCAGGAUGAUGGUUGCUAGGUUACAGAAGGACAAAUGUAGAUUUCCCCCCCACCACCAAAUGUGACUAUUCUAUUAAAAAUAGAAAUGUUAAUGCACCCCUUUAUUAUCUUUAGGGGUAAUAGUAACUGUAAUGCUCUCUGAUGGUCUAGUAUUAUAAUCUGGACUGCAAAAAAUUUUUUUUUUAGAAUUUUGCUUUCACUCGCCACACUGGCGGGCCUCUCCGUCAGCGUGUCAGCACCUGCAGGUGACCACCUGGACUAAGUUCUCCUCGUGUCGACUCGGUUGACAGGAGGCCAGACGAGCCGCUGAAUGACACACGAGUCCGUCAAGUGACACCGAAACACGAGGUCAGCUCAAGAGCAGACCGAGUCUGAUGUCCACAGGCAUGACCGCAGCUUUAAUACUAAAACAAGAUGUCAGAAAUACUACUAGUUUGUCUUUAAAAAGGAUUGGACAAUGAAUGAUGAGGUGCCAUUUUCCCCAGCAUGCUUCACAUUCAUGCUUCAGCAUGCCAACAUUAAUUUCUUUCUUUUUUUUAAAUCUAUUUUUCUGGUUUGAUUUGCAUAAAAAUAAACAUGCUGGAUGUUCUCUUUAAUGAAUAUUGAAGCCCAGUACGGAACCCUGUCAAGCCACAGCUAACGCUAGCUAGCUAGUGAACAUGGGGCAAGUCAAACAUUUAGCUUGAAGCUAAAUAGCCAGAUAUUUGCCUUUUUUAGGAGUUCAACGAACAGGCGUUUAAAGGAGGGUCAAUAUUGUAUUUACUCAACGUCAAAAGGAGUGGUAGUGUUGCUCCGUAUGCGUGGCUGUAGCACAGACUGCACAGAAGAAGGGUAGAGGGGGCCAUUGUUUGCUCACCCGUUUGUAAUAUCAACAAGUUAGUUUUCCGUUUGUGCUAACUAGCUUGUUAGUGUGACGCUUGUAUCUGAUAGCAUACUGCUGUGUCUUCAUGUCUGGAGGUGGUUCUGGGCUUACUACAAGAUAGAAAAUAAAUUAAAAUAUCUAUUGAUUUUUAUCUUCGAUCAUGGCACCUCAUUAUUUAUUACCCCCUUCCAGAGACCAGUUAAGAUGGCUGACUGACUUCCCAGUGAAGUUCGGCCUUUAGUGGCCCACGACGCCCUAACUGACACAACUUUGAUACUGAAAGGUUCCCCUUUUAGCUCCCCUUUUGUAAGUAAUCAAUUGAAUGUAUCCAUUAUGUAUGAUAAAGCAUCUCUUGUGAAGAUUAUGAAGACAAUGAAUACACGUGGUCAGUUCAUACAGGUUCCCCUCUGGUUUGAUAAUUGAUUGUUUUUAUGAUAGUGUCGAUAGUGCAUGUGACAUUAUUUUUUAUCAGAGCCAUGUGGUGGUGUUUGAUUUGGGAUUUACUGUACAUGGUGUGGGAUAAUAAGAAGGAAAAUGAAGAGCAUGACCCCGAGUACAGUCGUUCUCAAAGCCAGGGAUUACUACACUUUGUAAUUACUUCAGGAUUACAGUUUGCAAUCAAAACUCCAAGACGUAUAACUGUUUUAUAUUUUUUAAUUUCUGUAACUUCCUUUUAUUAGGAUCUCAUUGUGCAUGUGUAGGAAUCUGUAUUCUUUUAACCUUAGAACCAUGAGAGGUACAUCGGCAUAAAGAUCAUCUGUAUAAACAAAAAUCAUGUGCUACAGUCACUUUAUGUUGAAAGAUGAAGAUGUAUUUUCUUGUUAAUAAAAACAAUACAGUGCAACCUCGA